Rhizoctonia solani is the source of this 1644-nucleotide messenger RNA. RefSeq names its product aminotransferase class-V protein. Gene Ontology annotation, molecular function: molybdenum cofactor sulfurtransferase activity. Bases 1 to 1644 code for a protein of 547 amino acids. Lineage: Eukaryota; Fungi; Basidiomycota; Agaricomycetes; Cantharellales; Ceratobasidiaceae. Gene Ontology annotation, biological process: molybdopterin cofactor metabolic process. The transcript is spliced from 5 exons. The record is from RefSeq and is a predicted model, not a curated record.
AUGGGCAACCUUUCUUCCCGAAUUAAACCGCGAAAAAAGCGACUUCGACAUCCUGCACCACUCCCCAAGAAUGUUGCUGAUAGCUCAACUGAGGGAGGCAGCGAUGAAGCCUCCAAAGCUCAAGACUCAGAACCUACAUAUGAACCUCCCCCAGGCUAUGACGACUUUCUACGCGUUUACCCUCGCUUCGUCGAAUCUGCUGCUGUCGAUGAGCUGCGCGCACGAGAUUUUACACGUUUGAGCCAGAGCGCUGUAUAUCUGGACUAUAUGGGUGGGGGGCAAUACCCGGAAAGCCUGAUUCGUAGCUAUGCUGAAACUCUCCAGAACAACGUAUUUGGAAACACCCACUCAGAAAGCAUGAGUUCUCAGCUUUCGGAACAAUACUCUCAGGACGCGCGCAGGACAGUUUUGUCGUUUUUCGAUGCAGAUCCGAACGAGUAUUUGGUUGUUUGGACAGCCAAUGCAACGGCCGGACUGAAGCUUGUUGGGGAAUCGUUUCCGUUUACCUUAGGGAGCUCGCUGGUGCUACCUGUGGAUGCCCACAAUAGCGUUCAGGGAAUCAGGGCGUUCGCAGGCCGAGCAGGAGCAAGUGUCAAGUAUGUGCCCUGCUUGGAGGAGGGGGGGUCCGACCUACAAGAAGCUCUGCAAAUUCUGCGGGGUUUAGCCGAGCCGACGAACUCUUCGGGGACACGACCGAGAUCACUGAUGGCCCUCACUGGACUUUCCAAUCUCACAAAUCGUAAACUACCACUGUCACAAAUUGUAUCGGCCGCUCAGGCCCAUGGCAUUCAUACCAUCCUGGACGCCGCUGCUCUCGCGCCCACUACCCGAAUAUCGUUGAGGAACACACCCGUGGACUCAAUGGUUGUCAGUUUCUACAAAAUGUUUGGGUUCCCUACCGGAGUCGGGGCCUUGAUCGCGAAAAAAGGUUUCCUGGACAUUUUGGAACGACCAUGGUUUGCUGGAGGCGCGGUAGACUUGGUACAGGUCCCUGGUGUUAUUGCGACUCCGGCUGAAUGUGUCAGCUCUCGUUUCGAGGAAGGGACAAUAAACUAUCUAACACUCCCUGCCGUAACGACUGGUAUCAAUAUGCUGUCCAAAUACAUCGACUUGCUUCCUAUCCGGCUUUCUUCGCUGUACCAUUAUCUUUACAACCAGCUAUCCAUGCUCCAGUAUCCAGACACCAAAACCCCUGUUGUCCAAAUUCUUACUAGGGAGCCCUCCCCUCCAUCUACCGCCCCUCCUCACGGCUAUGUCCUUUCCUUCCUGAUACUUGACCGUAAGGGGGACAUUGUUCCUCUGACACACAUAGAGGCACUCGCUGCCAGAAAGGGCCGAGAAGGGCUUCCAGCUGUUUCCCCCGCAUUCAAAUCCACCUCCAAGCAUCCUCGAAGCCGAACACAUCAAAGUGACCUGCCCACCCACUCACUUCCUCCGCUAGCUCAGCAGUCCUUCUCAGAUUCUACCACCACAGAGCGAAUCAUUUCUCUCCGUACUGGAUGUGCUUGCAAUCCAGGGGGCGCUGCGGCAUUAUUGGGCAUAGAAUCAUAUAUGCAACUCCUCCAACCUGGCGCUACCCAACGUUCACUAGAGCUAGUUGUUGGGCGGGAAUUAGGUGUUAUCAGAGUUAGUUUAGGAAAAUAG